UUUAUUUUAUUUAAAGAUAUUUUUGUGACAAACAUCUUUAAUACCUAAACAUGGCAAAGAAAGAUAAAAAGGGGAAAAAAGAAGAAGAACCACCAGAGCCAGAAAUACCAGAUGAGCAGCUCCUGGGAGCCACGGACCUGGAACCAGAACCUGAGGAGAUCCAAUGGACGGACACCUCAUACACCAGCGCCUCUUUCGAGUCCCUACCACCAGCACCCGUUGAGGAGGUCAAAAAGAAGCCUAAAAAGAAGAAGAAGGCGGUGGAAGAAGAGGAGGUAAAAGAGGAGGAGGUGGCUUUCCAAUGGUCAGAAGAGAGUCUUCCACAAGAGGAAGUUGAGGAAAAGAAAGUCGUGGAGGAACAGGAAGUAGAAACGAAGAAAAAGGGGAAGAAGGGGAAAAAGGACAAGAAACCCAAAGAAGAAAUACCGGAAUUUGAGAAGCCGAAAGAGUGGAAGAAAAUGAAUAAGAAAGAGAGGGAGCUAUGGCUCGUGAACAGGAUAGAGGAGUGGCGCGCGGAGAUGGAGGCGGAAAAGCAGCGCAUCCUGGCGGGUGCGAAAGAGAAGAGACUAACCCUGGCGAGGGAGAGGGCAGAACUCUUAGCCAAGGACAACGCGGAACAGGAGAUAAGGAGAGAUAUAUUGGCGAAGACAUGUAGUCUGUUUUCCAGAUUUGAAAAGGAGAAAAUGGAAUAUGUAAACAAUUUACAGCAAAUGGCGGAGUGGCAACAAUACCUCCGCUGCGACGGGCUGCCCGAUCCCCGCGUGCCCACCCAGAUGAACACAUACCUCCACGUCUGGCGAAACACAAACGCGUGUGACAUCGAUGAGCUGGACAGACGGUGUGUCCAGGCCUUACCGAUGAUGUUGAUGCUCGAGGAGAUGGUGGCAAAUCCGAAACGAUUCACGCCGCUGCAGCUGCAGAGCUACAAUGAAGUACGUCUGCAACUGCGUGAGCAGCUCUCCGAAACGAUCCAAUGCGCGUCCUACAUGACGCUGCGCAAUUUGGAAAAGAACCUUAAGUUUGAGUCGAUCCGACUGGCGACGUACAACAGAGAGUUUAAAGGGCUGAAGCUGAAUAUAUGGGUCGCUGUGCGCAUGCCGACGCGAAAGUUGAAGCCCGUGGAACCGGAACCUGAACCCGUGGAACUACAGUUCCCAGCGUUGAAUGUAGGUCUGAAACUGCCCAAAACCAUAGACGGGAGCUGCGUGUGCGUGCGUGCGGCCAAGACCGAGGUGGACUUGCUGAGCGAGUCCUCCAAGUCGUACGCUUUGGCCGCUGAAGUAGCCAACAGAUAUACAGACCUGUUCGUGUUCAUGGUGAAGGAGCACGUGGAGAUGGUGAAGGUCAAGGCAGAGCAGGAAGCCGUCAGAACAGCCUUCUACAAGGAGGUCAACGCCAAGAUCAGGGAACUGGAAGCCUUCCUGAAGGCCAACUUAUAUACGAAGAAUGAACAAGAAAAGGAAGAGCUUGACAAGUUAAAUAUGUCGGAGCCCCCGUUCAUGCAAGACCCCAGGACCCUGAUUGGAGAAAAUAACGAAGUGGCAUUUCAAAAGUACCUAAAGAAAUGUAAUACAAGAACGAGAACUGGAGAGAUUCAUCUCAGGAAAUACAGGAUAUGCGGAGGCACGCUUAACUUGGAUCUCUUGAUAGUGCCGCCUCAGCCCAAACGUCUCAGAAACAAUGUGCUUCUUUCUACAUUACAACUACCAAAACGCCUCCAAGCCAUGCCGUACCAAGUGCAGUUCAGGGCCCCAGGGCCCCCGCCGCCGGGGGUCACCCGGACCCCAGAGGAGAUCGAAGCGGAGAUGAAGAAAGUAGAAGCGGAGUAUGAGAAGUUGGCCCUUGUGUUCAUACAAUUGCCUCAGGAGAUCAUGUGGUCGGAGCCACCCGUCAUCUGCCAGUGGCAGGAGACCAGGAAACUAUGGACCACCAACUACAUCAACGAUUACAAGUUCAACGAGGACAAACUCACGGUUCAGUUCCGCACUGGAGUGUUAUGGCCCAUCGGUAUAGCUACGCUGCGGUACAGUAACAUGCCGUAUCAAGGAUGGGAUAUCAGACCAAAUCCGAACGGGAAUGGCGUUCAGUUGACCGUGACGGGCGCAUGCGUAACAGUCACGUGGAUUUGUAUCGGCAACUCGGUCAAACUGAAGUGGAUCGCUAAUGCAACCACUCGCGCGCUCAAGGAGCACUUCGGGAAGAAAUAUUCGGUCAAAGGGAUGGUCCAGUUGAUGCGUGCAGCAGCGUGCGAUUUCUUCCCCGACUUCGACGGGCACAACCAUCUGGAGGGCACGUGUCCGAAGGAGUGGGUCAUCGAGCGGCACACUUACCACGCGAUGGCCAUGCUGUCCAGGGCGUACAACUUUCAAUGGAGCAGAUGGAACGUUGGUGCUGGCAGUCGAAACAUAGUUAUGCAGAUCAGAGAGGCAGUGGACAAGAAACGGGAGGCCAAAUUCAACCUGCUGUACGCGAAUCCAAAACAGACGACCAUUUUGAAAUGCAACGAGCUAAGCACGGAGUUGACUGUGGAACCCAUGGUUGGACUAGGGUUCUACCCGGACCUGUUCACCCUGAACAUGUGGUACGGGUCGGUGGACGCGCGCCGCGCCACCUUCAACGUGAAGCUCGCCCUGGUCGAGACGGUCUUCGAGAUGCUGCAGGAACUCAAACUGUCCAGCUUCUCAUAAA
Cydia amplana is the source of this 2688-nucleotide messenger RNA. Its product is annotated as dynein axonemal intermediate chain 7-like. The transcript is spliced from 25 exons. The record is from RefSeq and is a predicted model, not a curated record. Gene Ontology annotation, cellular component: axoneme. NCBI's taxonomy places the organism in Eukaryota, Metazoa, Arthropoda, Insecta, Lepidoptera, Tortricidae. Gene Ontology annotation, molecular function: microtubule binding; beta-tubulin binding. The coding region runs from base 51 to 2687 and encodes 878 amino acids.